Molecule: messenger RNA, 1794 nt
Organism: Triticum turgidum subsp. durum (durum wheat)
Lineage: Eukaryota; Viridiplantae; Streptophyta; Magnoliopsida; Poales; Poaceae
Source: the annotation of a GenBank genome assembly
AUGGACGGAUCCGCCGCGGCGGAGCUGGAGAGGGCGGAGAGGGUGGUGAGGCGCUGGGACUCCACGGCGUCCGCGCCCGCGGGCGGCGGGGGCGGGGGCGGCGGGGAGGACCAGAUGCUGUUCGACGGCGGCGGAGACCGGGUGGAGGCCGAGCGCUUCCUCCAGGCGGUGGACGACCUCCGCCGCCUCGCGCCGCCGUCCCCCGGCAGCCCGCGCCGCACCUCCUCGGCGGGGGCCUCCGGCGCCGUCCAGGUCGCCAUGGCGCGGCUCGAGGACGAGUUCCGCCACGUGCUGGCGUCGCGCGCGGUCGACCUCGAGAUCGAGGUGCUCGCCGACCUCAGCUCCCUCUCCAUGUGCAGCGACCGCUCCAGCUUCUCCGACGUCGGCGACGCGCCGCCGGUGGACGACGAGUCCGUCGAGUCCUCCGUCGGCCGCCGCAGCAGCUACCGCUCCAUGCGCAGCAUCCGCGAGAUCGACCUCCUCCCGCCCGAAGCCGUCAACGACCUCAACGCCAUCGCCUCCCGCAUGGCCGCCGCCGGCUACGACCGCGAGUGCGUCCAGGUCUACGCCUCCGUCCGCAAGCCGGCCGUUGACUCCGCCCUGCGCCGCCUCGGCGUCGAGAAGCUCACCAUCGGCGACGUCCAGCGGCUCGAGUGGGACGCCCUCGAGGUCAAGAUCCGCCGCUGGAUCCGCGCAGCCCGCGCCGCCGUCCGCGGCGUUUUCGCCAGCGAGCGCCGCCUUUGCUUCCUCAUCUUCCACGACCUUCCCCUCUCCAACCCCACCAUCGCCACCCCCGCUCCCACCACGACUCCCGCCGCCCCCUUCGUCGAAACCGUCAAGGGCGCCGCGCUGCAGCUCUUUGGCUUUGCCGAGGCCAUCAGCAUCGGCCGCCGCUCGCCAGAGAAGCUCUUCAAGAUCAUUGAUCUGCACGAUGCACUGGUCGAUCUGCUGCCUGAUGUCUCCGAUAUCUUCGCCGCCUCCAAGGCCGGGGAACCCAUAUAUGUGCAGACAACCGAGAUCAGGGCGCGUCUGGCUGAUGCUGUCCGUGGGGUACUCUCUGAGUUCGAGAACGCCGUUCUCCGUGACCCCUCCAAGACUCCAGUGCCCGGCGGCACCAUCCAUCCCCUCACUCGCUAUGUGAUGAAUUACAUUGUCCUCAUUUCCGACUACAAGACGACACUUUCUGAGCUGAUCGUGUCACGACCAUCAGCUAGCUCGCGUGUUCCUGCCGAUGGCAAUGAUCUCACACCGUCAUUUCCUGAUCUGGACCUUCCUGAUCCUGACAGCCAGUUACCACUUUCUGCUCAUCUUAUCUGGACUAUUGUGGUUCUUGAACACAACCUUGAAGGCAAGGCAUCACUCUACAAGGACCCGGCACUCUCUCACUUGUUCCUAAUGAACAAUGUGCACUAUAUCGUGCACAAGGUAAAGGACUCGCCUGAGCUCCGGGGACUCAUUGGCGAUGUGUACCUAAAGCGGCUCACAGGAAUAUCCAAAUCAGCACUUCGGGAGCGCUUCAAGUCUUUCAAUGCUGCGUUCGAGGAGGCACAUAGGGCUCAGUCUGGGUGGUAUGUGCCUGACACACAGCUGAAAGAAGAGCUUAGGAUCUCAAUAGCAGAGAAGCUGCUCCCAGCAUACCGGUCCUUCCUUGGUCGAUUCCGGCAUCAUAUUGAGAACGGGAGGCAUCCAGAGUUGUACAUCAAAUACACAGUUGAGGACCUUGAGAUAUCCGUGACGGAUUUCUUCGAGGGGUCUCCACCUCCACCGCAUAAUAGGAGGAGAUCCCAUGGAUGA